AUGUUUGAGGAUAUCAAGAAGAAUUUCAAAGUCGGUACUCAGGAAGAGAUUGUGGAUGUGGAUUUGGCUCCAGUUGAUUCGAACAGAUCUAUUCAAAUUGAUCAACAUGGCCAAGUAAGUGAGGAUCAAGUCCUACAGAGAGAUUUCAAAAGCAGGCAUGUCUCAAUGAUGGCAAUUGCAAGUGCAAUUGGUACCGGUUUGAUUAUUGGUUCUGGUACCGCCUACCAAAGGGGUGGGCCGGCUUCCUUAUUCUUAGGUUAUAUUUUCACGGGUUCGAUUCUAAUUGUUACAUUGUUCUGUCUUGGUGAGAUGGCAGCAAUGUGUCCAAUGGAUAAGGCAUUCUCGGGUUACUGUACAAGGUUUUGUGAUAAGUCUUUAGGGUUUGCGGCCGGUUGGAAUUACUUCUUCAACUAUGCUCUUACUCUAGCUUCAGAACUUUCUGGUGUUGGUUUAGUUAUUCAAUACUGGAGACCAGAUUUGAAUCCCGGUAUCUUCAUUGCUGUUUUUUGGGUGGUUUGUUUAGCUGCAAAUUGGUUUAACGUUAAAGUCUACGGCGAGGCAGAAUUUUGGACUGCUUGUGUUAAGCUUAUCACUCUUGCGAUCUGUUUCAUCACUUGUAUUGUCAUCUCCGCUGGUGGUGGGCCAAACCAUAAAACCGUUGGUUUCCAAUAUUGGAGGGAAGAAGCCUUUUUAGAAUAUUUACGUCCUGGCUCAACUGGUAGAUUUCUCGGUUGGUGGGCUUGUGUGGUCCAAUCUGUCUUUGCAUAUGCAGGUUGUGAAUGUAUUGGUGUCAUUUUCGGUGAAGCCCCAGAUCCAAAGAAAACAGUCCCUAAGGCAACCAGACAAGUUUUCCUAAGAAUUUGCGGUGUCUAUGUUCUUGGUGUUUUUCUUUUGGGUAUUGCAGUUUCUCCUGUGUCUCCUCUACUUGCCGCAGGUGGUCAUAAUGCAUCCGGUUCACCAUUUGUUAUUGCUAUGAAAACUGCAAGUAUUAAGGUGUUACCUUCCUUUGUUAACGCUUGUCUUUUGUUUUUUGUGGGUGGUGCAGCAAAUUCAGAUAUCUAUUUAGGCUCAAGAACUCUUUAUGGUUUAGCUAGAGAUGGCAUGGCGCCAAAAUUCUAUCUCCAAUUGAACAACAAUGGUGUCCCAUACUGGGGUUGUGUAACCACAGCUGCCUUUGGUUUAUUGGCCUUCAUGAGUUGUACCUCGGGUGCUGCUACCAUUUUCGGUUACUUAACCUCAGCUGUCUCUGUCUUCUCACUAUUGACAUGGCUAAACAUUUUACUUUCAUAUCUUACAUUUUACAAUGCAACAAUUUACCAAAAUAUUCCAAAAGAAGAUAUUCCAUUCAGAGUUUGGUGGCAACCAUACCCAGCAUACUACGGUAUCUUUUUCGUCGUGAUCAUCACUUUUUUCAACGGUUAUAAUGCCUUCAUUCCAACAUUCAGUUACAAACAGUUUUUGGUUUCUUACAUCGGUGUCUUUGUUUAUCUUGCAAUGAUCUUCGGUUACAAAUUAUUCUACAGGACUGAAAGGGUUACUAGAAAAACCGCACGGUUAUACAACUACGUUGAAAAUGUUGUGAGUAUAGACUCUGCUUUGGAGAAAGCAACGGUGUAG
This is a messenger RNA of Pichia kudriavzevii, 1617 nucleotides long. RefSeq lists its product as uncharacterized. Gene Ontology annotation, cellular component: membrane. The transcript has a single exon. Gene Ontology annotation, molecular function: amino acid transmembrane transporter activity. Gene Ontology annotation, biological process: amino acid transmembrane transport. The record is from RefSeq and is a predicted model, not a curated record. NCBI's taxonomy places the organism in Eukaryota, Fungi, Ascomycota, Pichiomycetes, Pichiales, Pichiaceae. The coding region runs from base 1 to 1617 and encodes 538 amino acids.